CUCUGCUGCUUCUCUUCAUUUUUCCACCCCAACAUGUUGGCAGGGGGAGAAAGAGGAGGAUGCUGCGCUCCAGCCUCAGUGCGUUCUUGCCACCUCUCCGGCCAGCGCGCACUGCCUCUGACUCAGACUCAGCCUCAGCCUCGGCUUUCAGUUGCCUCCGCCUGAAGGACUUAAAAGAGGAGGUGGAGGAGGAGGCAAAGAACAAACUGGAGCCCAGGAGCUCUCACUCCAGGGUCCCCAACAGGAACAACAACAGCAGGAGAAUACAACAAAACAACUGCUCCUCAUCUGUGGUGGAAACUACCCAUCCCUCAGCAGUGGCCACCUCCACCUCCUCCUCAGGCUUCCCUCCCUCUUUUUCCCUCCUCUCAGUUCCAAGAUCCAUGUGGCAAGAGGCAAUAAGAAGAAAGCGCUACCUCCUUGACCGGGCAGGAGUGUCUGGUGAAGUGGAUAAAGGGGGAGGAAGAGGAGGUGGCCAGGAGAGGAGGAACAGGUCUCCAGACUGGCUGUAUGAGUCCUACUACUGCAUGAGCCAGCAGCAUCCCCUGAUUGUGUUCCUGCUGCUCAUAGUGAUGGGAGCCUGUCUGGCUCUGCUGACUGUGUUCUUUGCUUCAGGACUGAACGUGGCGGACCACGUGGCCUUUGUAAUCACUGUGCCCACGGCACUGGCUAUAUUCCUGGCUGUGUUCGUGCUCGUCUGCAUCGAGUCCAUCUUCAAGAAGCUUUUACGUGUUUUCUCCUUGGUCAUCUGGGCUUGCUUGGUUGCCAUGGGUUACCUUUUUAUGUUCUUUGGCGGGAUCGUGUGUCCAUGGGAUCAGGUGUCAUUUUUCCUGUUUAUUGUGUUUGUGGUUUACACCAUGCUGCCAUUCUCCAUGCGGGACGCCAUCAUUGCCAGUGUUGUGACCUCCGCCUCUCACACCGUCGUGCUAAGCGUCUCCUUAUCCACCACAGACGACCACAUGGAGCCUAUAGUGUGGCAGAUUUUGGCCAAUGUUAUCAUUUUCAUGUGUGGCAACAUGGCCGGAGCGUACCACAAGCACCUGAUGGAGCUGGCGCUCAAACAGACUUACGAGGACACCUGCAACUGCAUCAAGUCCCCGAUUAAGCUGGAGUUUGAGAAGAGGCAGCAGGAGCGUCUCCUGCUGUCGUUGCUGCCGGCUCACAUCGCCCGUGUCAUGAAAGCUGAAAUCAUUCAGAGACUGAAGGGUCCAAACUUUGGCCAGAUUGAAAACACAAACAACUUCCACAAUCUUUAUGUCCAGAGACACACCAAUGUCAGCAUACUUUAUGCUGAUAUAGUUGGAUUCACACGGCUGGCCAGUGAUUGCUCACCUGGAGAGCUGGUGCACAUGCUGAAUGAGCUCUUUGGAAAAUUCGAUCAAAUUGCUAAGGAAAAUGAAUGUAUGCGGAUUAAGAUUCUUGGUGACUGCUACUACUGUGUGUCUGGACUGCCUGAGUCGCUACCGAAUCAUGCAAAAAAUUGUGUGAAAAUGGGUUUGGACAUGUGUGAGGCCAUUGAGAAGGUACGGCUCGCCACCGGGGUUGACAUCAACAUGCGCGUCGGCGUCCAUUCUGGGAACGUCCUGUGUGGCGUCAUCGGACUUCAGAAGUGGCAGUAUGACGUGUGGUCACAUGACGUCACGCUGGCCAAUCACAUGGAAGCAGGAGGCGUACCGGGGCGAGUCCACAUCACAUCUGUGACACUGGAGCAUCUGAACGGCGCCUAUAAGGUGGAAGAUGGCGACGGGCAAGAAAGAGACCCCUACCUGAAGGAGCAUGAAGUCGUCACCUAUCUGGUCAUUAACCCGAAGGUCGAGCGCCGGAGCCCUCAGCCUCAUUAUCGACCCAGACACACUCUGUACGGAGCGAAGAUGAGAGCUUCAGUCAGGAUGACGCGCUACUUGGAGUCGUGGGGAGCCGCCAAGCCCUUCGCCAACCUGCACCACAGAGACAGCAUGACUAACGAGAACGGGAAGAUCAACACUGCAGACGUGCCGAUGGGGCAGUAUCACUUCCAGAGGAGAUCAGAGAGGACAAAAUCUCAGAAGAAGAGAUUUGAGGAAGAACUUAAUGAGAGGAUGAUCAGGACCUUUGAUGGGAUCAAUUCACAAAAACAGUGGCUCAAGUCUGAGGACAUCCAGAGAAUAUCGCUCUUCUUUCACAACAAAUCCUUAGAGAAGGAGUACAGAGCAACAACCUUGCCGGCCUUCAAGUACUACAUCACCUGCGCCUGCCUGAUAUUUUUCUGCAUCUUUAUCGUGCAGAUCCUUGUGCUGCCAAAGACAGCUGUCUUGGGCAUUUCCUUCGGAAUGGCUUUUCUCAUCCUGUCUUUGAUCCUCUUCAUAUGUUUCAUCGGACACUUCCUGCACUGCAGUAAAAGCACCUCUGCUUCUUGGAUGUGGCUGCUGAGGUCAUCUGUCAUUAUUGCCAACAAGCCGUGGCCCCGCAUCACUCUCACCAUGACAACCACGGCGCUAAUACUCAUAAUGGCAGUCUUCAACAUGUUCUUCUUGGAAGACGGCGUGCUGCCUCCGGUUCCUCUUCACAAUUCAUCAAAUGAAACGCUGUUUUACUCUAACAGCAUUACCGGAGAAAACAAUUUCUACCUUCCAUAUUUAAUUUACAGUUGCAUCCUGGGCCUGAUUUCUUGCUCGGUGUUUCUGAGGAUAAACUACGAGCUGAAGAUGAUGAUCAUGCUGGCAGCUUUGGUGGUCUACAACGUCAUCAUCCUGCAGACCCACGCCUCUCUGCUGGACGAGUAUAGCAGGUUUCUGUACAAGACCGAAAUCCUGGACAGACCAGGAGUUCUCAAAGACCUGAAGACUAUGGGCUCUAUCUCCCUCUUUAUCUUCUUUAUCACCCUUCUUGUGCUUGCCAGACAGAAUGAAUAUUACUGUAGGUUAGACUUUCUCUGGAAGAACAAGUUCAAGAAGGAGUGCGAGGAGAUUGAGACCAUGGAGAACCUCAACCGGGUCCUGCUGGAGAACGUCCUGCCCGCACACGUCGCAGAGCACUUCCUGGCACGCAACUGGAAAAACGAGGAUCUCUACCACCAGUCGUAUGACCUGGUUUGUGUCAUGUUUGCCUCCAUCCCGGACUUUAAAGAGUUCUACACCGAGUCUGACGUGAACAAGGAAGGGUUGGAGUGCCUCAGGCUCCUCAAUGAAAUCAUCGCUGACUUCGAUGAGUUGCUUUCCAAACCUAAAUUCAGCGGCGUGGAAAAGAUUAAGACUAUUGGAAGCACUUACAUGGCAGCCACGGGGCUCAACGCAUCACCUGGGCCUGAGUACACAUCACAGGAACAUGACAGACAGUACAUGCACAUCGGCACUAUGGUGGAGUUCGCGUUCGCCUUGGUGGGAAAGCUGGACGUCAUCAACAAACACUCAUUCAAUGACUUCAAACUCAGAGUCGGUAUUAAUCACGGUCCAGUGAUAGCUGGAGUCAUCGGGGCCCAGAAACCACAGUAUGAUAUCUGGGGAAAUACAGUGAAUGUGGCCAGCAGAAUGGACAGCACUGGAGUCCUGGGCAAAAUACAGGUGACAGAGGAGACGAGUCGGAUCCUUCUGACCCUGGGCUACAUGUGCUCCUGCAGAGGCAUCAUCAACGUCAAAGGCAAAGGAGAGCUCAAGACCUUCUUUGUGCAUACAGAAAUGACUCGCUCGCUGUCCCAGGGGAAUGUAAUGCCGUAAAAACGGUUCAGAGUACUCUGAAUUCAUACUGGCACAAAAAGCAGACUUUUAUCUCAGACGGACGAGGUUUGAUCUUCUCACUCUGGGUUCAACAGAAACCAAGAACGAGGCAUGAAGAAUUCCAAUUUCCGCUGGAAGGAGGAGAGAAAUCUGAGUUUACUGUUGCAUUGCAGGCGACCUUUGCCACAGCUGUAGUAUACGAUUUGUCACUUAUGUAUGUAAGUGUAGCAUGUACAGCAGAUAGGCGGCAACAACCCCCCUCCCC
Molecule: messenger RNA, 3957 nt
Organism: Salarias fasciatus (jewelled blenny)
Lineage: Eukaryota; Metazoa; Chordata; Actinopteri; Blenniiformes; Blenniidae
Gene: adcy2a
Product: adenylate cyclase 2a
Exons: 25
Coding region: 60-3692 (1210 amino acids)
Biological process (GO): adenylate cyclase-activating G protein-coupled receptor signaling pathway; cAMP biosynthetic process; adenylate cyclase-inhibiting G protein-coupled receptor signaling pathway
Cellular component (GO): plasma membrane
Molecular function (GO): adenylate cyclase activity
Source: RefSeq, a predicted model, not a curated record